AUGGCCACACACUCAAAUCCAAACACGACCAUCGACCCAAACAGCGGCUUCUGUUCUCGUUCUAGAAUCUUCCACAGCCUCCGUCCAAACGUCCCCCUCCCUCCGCCUGCUCAGCCGCUCUCCAUCAUCGACUACGCCCUCUCCCUCCUCCCAGCCGCCGCCACCACCACCGAGACCUUCGCCCUCAUCGACGCCGCCACGGACCGCCACCUCUCCUACUCCCUCUUCAUCCGCCAAGUCAAAUCCCUGGCCUCCUCACUCCAAUCCCUCACCCCUCUCUCCAAAGGCCACGUGGCUCUAAUCCUCACCCCAACCUCCUUAUACGUCCCUGUACUCUACUUCGCUCUCCUCUCGCUUGGCGUCACAAUCGCACCUGCGAACCCGCUCAGUUCCCCUUCCGAGGUGACUCACCUCGUCCGACUCGCUAAACCCACCAUUGCCUUCGCCACCUCCACCGCCGCCACGAAGAUCCCCUCCCUCAAAUUCGGCACCGUUCUCAUCGACUCCCCGCUCUUCCUCUCCAUGCUCGACGCUAACGCAGACUCACACUCGCGCGCUUCCCGAGUCGAACUGAGUCAGUCCGAGACCGCCGCGAUUCUCUUCUCCUCGGGCACCACAGGGCGCGUGAAGGGCGUGUUACUCACGCACCGCAAUCUCAUCGCAGUUAUAGGUGGGUUCUAUCACCUGAGGAGCAUCGCGCUGAGCGAAGCCGACGAAGCGGAGCCGCAUCCCGUGUCACUGUUCACGCUUCCGCUGUUCCACGUGUUCGGGUUCUUCAUGCUGGUUAGGUCUAUGGCCGUAGGGGAGACGCUCGUUCUGAUGCAGAGAUUCGAUUUCGAAGGGAUGCUCAAAGCCGUAGAGAGGUAUAAAAUCGCAGUGAUGCCUGUGUCGCCGCCGCUCGUGGUGGCCCUCGCCAAGUCGGAGCUCGUGAACAAGUACGACCUCAGAUCGCUUCGGAUAAUUGGUUGCGGCGGCGCCCCGCUCGGCAAGCAGGUCGCCGACGACUUCAAAGCCAAAUUCACCCACGUUGAAAUUGCUCAGGGCUAUGGUCUGACUGAAAGUGCAGGAGGGGCAGCUAGAACGUUGGGUCCUGAUGAGUUUAAGCGCCAUGGUUCUGUGGGUCGACUAUCAGAAAACAUGGAGGCUAAGAUAGUGGACCCUGUUACUGGAGAGGCAUUACCUCCAAACCAAAAAGGGGAACUGUGGAUUCGAGGUCCAUCAAUCAUGAAAGGUUAUGUAGGAGAUGAGAAGGCGACAGAUGAAACAUUGGAUUCAGAGGGAUGGCUGAAGACUGGCGAUCUUUGUUAUUUUGACUCUGAUGGUUUCCUCUACAUUGUAGAUAGACUGAAGGAAUUGAUCAAAUACAAAGCUUAUCAGGUUCCCCCUGCUGAAUUGGAACAUAUACUUCUCACCAAUCCUCACGUCGCUGAUGCUGCAGUAGUUCCGUACCCAGAUGAAGAAGCAGGACAGAUUCCUAUGGCCUUUGUAGUAAGAAAACCUGGAAGUAACAUCUCUGCAGAUCAGAUCAUGGAGUUUGUGGCAAAGCAGGUUUCUCCAUACAAGAAGAUACGGCGUGUUUCUUUUGUGAAUUCUAUCCCAAAAUCUCCUGCUGGAAAAAUUUUGAGAAGAGAAUUAGUUGAUUAUGCUCAAUCCAUUGGUUCAUCCAAAUUGUAA
This is a messenger RNA of Sphenostylis stenocarpa, 1674 nucleotides long. NCBI's taxonomy places the organism in Eukaryota, Viridiplantae, Streptophyta, Magnoliopsida, Fabales, Fabaceae. The record is from the annotation of a GenBank genome assembly.